AUGACCUUAAGAGAGAGAGGCUGGAAGGAAGUAUAUUUGAAAGCAAAGGACAAGAUAAAUCAGAAGUUAAGGCUGCGUUGGGGUGAGGCCCUCACUGUACCUGGUGACUGGCACCGCUCCAGGCAGCACUCGCCACAACACUCCCAGGCUGUGGCCUCCAUCUCGGAGCUCGCCUGCAUCUGCUGGGCCCUUAUCCUGCAGGAUGUUGAGGUGACGGUGACGGGCUUGUUUGCAAAGGCGCUGGCCAGUGUCAACAUUGGGAGCCUCAUCUGCAAAGUAGGAGCUGGUGGACCCGCCCCAGCAGCUAGUGCUGCACCAGCAGGAGAUCCUGCCCCCUCCACCACUGCUGCCCCAGCUGAGGGGAAGAAAGUAGAAGCAAAGAAAGAAGAAUCUGAGCAGCCUGGUGAUGACACAGGCAUUGGCCUCUUUGACGAAACCUCUUGUAACACAUUCAAUAAAAAGCUGGACUCUGUUAAAAAUAAAUAAAUAAAUAAAAAUAAAAGAGUAGACAGUAAGAAAAUCAAAUACAAUUGGGAGGUGAAGUGACAGAGAUAUUAAAAAUGAGAAGU
Molecule: messenger RNA, 569 nt
Organism: Miniopterus natalensis
Lineage: Eukaryota; Metazoa; Chordata; Mammalia; Chiroptera; Miniopteridae
Source: RefSeq, a predicted model, not a curated record